AUGGCCUCUGAUGGGUCUCCUCGAGAGAAGCAGAAGAAGAAGAAGAAGAAAGCGGACCGGAGCGGGACGGACAGAGCCGAUGCGGAGGAGACGGACGCUCAGCUGGAGAUUCAGAGACUGACCGCAGCUGGACAUGCAGCCCUGCAGAGCGGAGACAAUAACGCAGCGCUGCAGAGCUUCAGGAGCGCAUUAAAGGCUGCCUCGAAGCUCAGAGAGAAGAAACUGCAGCGGACGUGUGCGUUCAAUCUGGGCGCGGCGUACGUGGAGGCGGGCGAGCCUCAGAAGGGCCUGGAUGUCCUGUCGAGCACACAGCCGGGCGAGAGAGGCGAGCGCAUCGCAGACCUGCAGUUUAACCUGGCCACGGCCCACGAGGCUCUGGGGGACCGAGCGCAGGCGGUCAGACACUAUCUGCAGGCCGCUCAGCUGUACAGAUCACAGGGAGACGCCGGAGCCGAGGGGGACGCCUGUGUGAGGCUCGCACACUGCCACCUGCUGGGGAAGGAGUGGGACGAGGCGGCAGCGGGUUUCCAGCGAGCCGCUGAGAGUUAUAAGGUAGCGGGAAACGCAUCCGCAGCUGCUCUGGCACUGAAGGAUGCUGGGAAACACAUGCUGCAGAGCGGCCGCAGCUCCGGCGAUCACAUCAUCAGCGUGCUGACCGACAGCCUGGAGAUGAGCAGCGGUAUGAGCGACCAGCACGCGCUAGGGAAGCUGCUGAGCGACGUGGCUCUGAGUUUCUCUCAGAUGAGGCUGUUCUCCGAGGCGUCCGAGUGUUACGAGCAGGCUCUUCCUCUGGUCUCCUCCAAACCACACAGACUGGCUGUGGUUCUGCAGAAUCUGGGAGCCGUCUAUAACAGUUUGGGUCAGUACCAGCAGUCUCUGAGGUUCCACAGAGAGGCAGCGGCGCUCCACGGAUCUCUGGGCAGUCGUGGAGCUCAGGGUCGCUGCUUCAGCAAUCUGGGUUUCGCUCUGGUGGAGCUGGGAGAGCUGGAGGAGGCAUGGGAGAGUUACCUACACGCACAGCAGGCCUUCAGAGACACCGACGACCCGUCCGGUCAGUGGCAGGCCUGUGAGGGUCUCGGUGGGAUCAAACUUCAGAUGAGGGACCCAGAGAAAGCCGCCAUGUACUAUCAAGACGCCCUGCGCCUGCUGUGCAAAUGCCAGGACGUGUCUGGUUCAGUGCAGGAGCGUCUGGUCAGUGAACUGAGUGAAGCGUUACAGCAGAAGCUGCUCCUACAGCAGCGUACCGUCCCAGAGAGACGUCAUAACCGGCGCCAGCCACGGACGAUGGCUGUGAGGUCUGACGCCCAGCCGUGGAGAAGAGAGAUGCAGAACGGAGAGAACACACCCCCAGACGGGAAACAGCAGAGCCAAACCAUCACGUCCUCAGAGACACUCCUGCAGCAGGAACAAGAACAAGCUGAUCAUCACAACACACUGCCAGAGGCCAACAGGAAUCUGAAUAACACAUACGAUAAAGCAGAGAUGAAUCAGAUCCUUCCAUCAGAGCCGCCGGGAUCGCCAGCACACGGUCAGUCUGAACAGAUCAGAGUCUCCAGAGAACACUUCAGACUAAAGAAAUCUGACUUUACCUUCACAGCUGAACCCGUGAAGCCGGGGCCGGCGCAGAUGAACGGACACUCAUUGGUCGGGAGCCCGGUGACUCCGCCUCCCAGUGCUGAGGCCACGCCCCUGACGAGACGACUGAAGUCCAGAUUCUGCACGGUCAUGUGA
This is a messenger RNA of Puntigrus tetrazona (Sumatra barb), 1731 nucleotides long. RefSeq names its product tetratricopeptide repeat protein 24. NCBI's taxonomy places the organism in Eukaryota, Metazoa, Chordata, Actinopteri, Cypriniformes, Cyprinidae. Gene Ontology annotation, molecular function: protein binding. The record is from RefSeq and is a predicted model, not a curated record. The transcript is spliced from 12 exons. Bases 1 to 1731 code for a protein of 576 amino acids.